AUGAUCAACCGCCUCCGCUCCCACUUCGACGACUUCCCCGACCAAAAAUUCUACAUCUCUGGUGCUCCCCAGUGCCAACUCCCGGAUGAACAACUCAGCUAUGCUAUUUCCCACGCGGCUUUUGACUUUAUUUGGGUUCAGUGGUACAACACCGCUGGAUGCUCGGCCAUGGACUUCGUCAACGGCACCGGCGGUUUUAAUUUCAUUGACUGGGUGAAUGUCAUCCAAAACAGUGCCAAUUCCGAUGCAAAGUUGUUCGUCGGUCUGCCAGCAUCGGAGGAGGCUGCCGCCGACGGUUUCUACCUGACACCCGAGGAAGUGUACCCGCUCAUUGAUUUGUAUAUGAACCUCUACCCUGACACCUUUGGAGGUGUCAUGCUUUGGGAGGCUACGGCAGCGGACAACAACUCCAUCGAUGGACUCGACUACUCGCAGCAGAUGAAACACAUCCUGUGGGACUGUGAUCCUUCGCCUCUCCCUCCCCCGCCGAGCUCAACUUCCACCAUCUGGGUCACUCCUACGUCCAAGCCCGCUUCGUCCACCCCAAGCUCUCCGGUUCACAGCAGCUCUGCUAACCCGUCCGCUACCCCGUCUGCUACCCCGUCUGCCACUCCAUCUGCUACUCCAUCUGCCGUGCCAUCUAGCUCGCCCUCCGGCCAUGUGCACUCUAGCAGCUCUGCGCCUUCCAGCUCCGUCGUUUCGUCUAGCUCCAUCGUGCCCUCUAGCUCCCCCUCAACCUCGAGCCAUUCGCACUCUAGCAGCGCUGUCGUCUCUUCCAGCUCCGUGACUGGCUCAUCCACCUCUUCGCCCGUUCAUCCUACCGGUGGCAGCUCGAGCUCUUCCCCAUAUUCUAGCCAUCUGGCUUCAACCAGCAAGCCCUCUUCUGGAAAGCCUACCGCCAAGCCCAGCACUACUCCCUGUGAGACAUCGUCCUCGGGAUCAAGCAGCUCUGCCGUUUCGACUCCCUCUGGGGCACAUACCACGCCUGCCGGUCACUCGAGUUCGUCGCUAGUCAAGCCAACUCACAUUCCGGGAACCAGCAGACCCUCUUCCGGUCCCGUGAUCUCAUCGAGCCAGUCGUCCACUUCCUCCACGGCCGAGACCGUCACGGAGUCAUCUGCUUCCGGAUCUGCUAGCAGUACCACUGUUGUUCCUCACUCGCCUUCUGCCUCUGGAAAGCCGUCUCAUACUCUGGCUAGCAGCAUUCCCGUCUCAAGUCAGACAAGCGGUACCGGCUCCAGUACCAGCUCUUCGACCGAGUCUGGAUCCACUGCCUCUUCUACUGGCGUUUCAGAGUCUUCGACUACCAGAGGCGCAUCUGCUACCGAAAGCUCAAGCACCACUGGCGGUACCACUGACAAUGGAUCAUCUGGAGGUGCUAACCCCACUGGAAGCAGCGGUGCGACCACAACUGGAUCUUCGGGUGCCGCGACCUCCCCAGCAGUUACUUCCGUGCCAGAAGUUACGACCCCUCCGACGACUACCACUAUUAUCGUUACAUCGUACACGGACAUUUGCUCAACUGGAUUUACCACCGUCACAACUACUAUCACAACAACUGUCUGCCCUGAAGCCACCGCUACCGCUAGUGUGACCAACCCUCCUUCUGGUGCUGUUUCGACCACUCCAUCAGUUCCCGAGGGAUGGACCACCACGGUGGCUGUCUGCAUCCACUGUGCCACGACCCCGACUACUGUCACCCUCACUAAGCCCAUUGCCACCACGACGGCAACUGAGUCUGCAGUGGAGAUCCCUCCUGCAGCCUUGGCCAUCGAGACAGUCCACUGGACCACCACUGUCACUUUCUGCAAGCACUGCGGUGUUACUGGCUCAUCGAUCACUGUCACGGUGCCCUACACUCCCGCUGCCUCGACCACGACAGCCGUGGAGACCGCCGGGACCUCCCAGGGACAGGGUGCGGGAUCUGGCCCCGGUGGUUAUCCCCAGGUCAGCGCCAGCAGCUCUGUGAUUGUGCUCCCUCCUCAUGGCUCGUCGUCUAUCAAGGGAGCUUCGAGCGGAGGUCCCCGUCCGGUUACCCUGACAUCCAGCUUUACCAUCCAAACCUCGUCCGCCGCCCCUGUGCAGACUUCCAGUCCUACCGGCAGUGGAGAGGGUGUCUCACCGGUAUUCAACGCAGCUGGAUCUCAGGUCGGUCUGCUAAACCUCUUCAGCAUCGGUCUCGCCGCUUUCGUUUCUACGGUUGUGUUGAUGUGA
Penicillium argentinense is the source of this 2214-nucleotide messenger RNA. RefSeq names its product class III chitinase ChiA1 (gene chiA1). The coding region runs from base 1 to 2214 and encodes 737 amino acids. Gene Ontology annotation, cellular component: extracellular region. Lineage: Eukaryota; Fungi; Ascomycota; Eurotiomycetes; Eurotiales; Aspergillaceae. Gene Ontology annotation, biological process: carbohydrate metabolic process. The transcript has a single exon. Gene Ontology annotation, molecular function: chitinase activity. The record is from RefSeq and is a predicted model, not a curated record.